Amborella trichopoda is the source of this 774-nucleotide messenger RNA. RefSeq lists its product as uncharacterized. NCBI's taxonomy places the organism in Eukaryota, Viridiplantae, Streptophyta, Magnoliopsida, Amborellales, Amborellaceae. The record is from RefSeq and is a predicted model, not a curated record.
AUGUGUGUUGCAGAUGGGUGUUCAUGGCAAGUGCGUUGUUGGAGAGUUAAUACAACAAACUUCUUCAGGGUGAAGAAGUUUAUAAACAUGCACUCAUGUACAAGCGGAAUAAGUAGGGUUCAUCAGCCGCUUGCUCGAAGGCAUUGGGUGGCAAGCAUGAUCAAAGUCCGUUUGAAUGAUAUGCCCAAUAUGACACCUGCAGAUGUGGUUAAUGGUAUACAACAUGAUCACGGUGUCAUGCUAUCUUACCAACAAGCAUGGCGGGGCAAAGAUGUUGCACAAGAGAUAAAUGAUAGUUCCUAUGUGAAGGCUUAUGAGGAUCUCGCCAAGUACCUUCAUAAGAUCCGAAAUACUAACCCUGGAACCGUAACGAUUAUUCAAACAGAUGUUCAUGAUAGGUUUGAGCAUGUAUAUAUAGGCAAUGGUCCAUAUUUGUAUGGUUUUAUGUAUAGUUGCAGGCCACUAAUGGGACUAGAUGAGACAUUUUUGAAGGGAAUAUACAAAGGAAUACUAUUAGCUGCAGUUGGGGUAGAUGCGAAUGAAAAUAUAUUUCCUAUAGCAUAUGCAGUGGUUGAGAGUGAAAAUGCAUCAAGUUGGACAUGGUUUCUAGAGCUUCUCAAUGAGCAGUUUGACGAGAGGUCUGAUUUGCCAGCAUUGACUAUUAUCUCAAAUCGUCAGAAGUGGUUACAAGCCGCAAUUGAAAAAGUAUUCCCAACCAGUGAACAAGGCUAUUGUAUGAAUCACCUUGCUGAUAACUUCAAAAAGGCCUAUUAA